GCAGCGCAGCGCAGUCGCCGCCGCCCGUGGCUCGACUCGGCUCGUUGUGGCGCCUGCAUUGGGGGUACGAGUAUAAAACAGAUGGGUCGCCAGCCUGUGGUUAUCAGUCAGCGGCAGGCAUUGAAAGUGCUUCGGUUUUCGCCAUUACAGUAGUAUUUCCAUUGAAGAAGAGUUUGUGAUUUUGUUUGACCAAAUAUGUCCGUCCUGAAAGUAUUCAUCAUUUUCGCCCUAUUGGCAGUGGCUUGCUGUGCGCCCAGCCCAGGCUUCUUCGGCAAACAUGAACAUCACACGAUCCACGUUCCAUACAAGGUCCACACGGUGCACCACCAUCAUGUCCAGAAGAUCCAUGUGCCUGUGGUGAAGCACGUGCCCAUUUACAAGGAGGUUCCUGUGCACCACGUCCACCACGAGGAGAUCCCAGUGCCCGUUCAUCACGUCCACCACGAGGAGGUGCCAGUCCAUCAUGUCUACGAAGAUCACCACGAUUACCACGGACACCAUGGACACGGCUGGAUCUAGGGCGUACAUACAUAUGUAUGGAAACAUACAAAGAAACCCCCAACCCAACCAAACUCAGCCCAACCCUCCUGCCUGUAAAUACUGUACAAUUCCUAAGUUAAUGAUUGUAAAUAAACUGAAUUCGAUUGUAU
Molecule: messenger RNA, 650 nt
Organism: Drosophila obscura
Lineage: Eukaryota; Metazoa; Arthropoda; Insecta; Diptera; Drosophilidae
Product: histidine-rich glycoprotein
Exons: 3
Coding region: 196-519 (107 amino acids)
Source: RefSeq, a predicted model, not a curated record